AUGUUUGUACAGCAGGAACUCAACUCAACUAUACUUACUCUUAUUCCCAAGAAUAAGUGUCCUAAUGGUGUGAGUGAUUUUAGGCCUAUUGCAUGCUGCAAUGUGGUUUAUAAGGUUGCAACUAAAAUGAUUUGCUCUAGGCUUAGACAGAGUUUACCUGAUUUGGUAGCACAAAACCAAAGUGGCUUUAUUCAAGGCAGGUUCAUUGCCUAUAAUAUUAUGGUAGUACAAGACUUGGUGAGACAUUAUGGACGGAAAGGAACAAGACCAAAUUGUAUGAUCAAGUUAGACCUUCGGAAAGCAUAUGACACAUUAGAAUGGGGCUUCAUUGAAGAAAUGCUUUCGGCACUGAAUUUUUCAGCAAGCUUUAUCCGCCUAGUAAUGAUGAUGUUUUAUUCUUUUGUCAUGGGGACUUUAAGUCCAUUUAUUAUUUGCUUCAAAGGGUUGAAACUAUUUUCGAUGACUUCUGGCUUGCAACCAACUGAUUCUAAAACAGGCUUUUACUGUUGCGGUAUGGCUGAUACUGAGAUUCAGAGAGUCCUGGAAGCCUCGAGGUUUUCUCGAAGCGAGCUGCCAUUUAAAUAUUUGGGACUUCCAAUAUGUGCUAGAAGACUUUCAGCAUCAGAAUGUGAAGUGUUGGUGGAAAAAAUGAUCCAAAAAAUUCGAAUUUGGGGAUCUCGGCAUAUCUCUUUUGCUGGUCGGGUUACCUUAAUUAAUUCUGUGCUCAUCUCCAUUCACUCUUACUGGGCACAAAUUAUGGUAAUACCAAAGAGAGUGCUCAAAAAGAUUAAUACCAUCUGCAGGUCCUUUUUAUGGCGAGGUAGUGCUGAAUCCUACACUCCAAGGUAUGUAGCUUGGGAGCAAUUAUGUAGAUCCAAAUCUGAAGGGGGUUUGGGGAUUCGAAACUCACUGCUUUGGAACAUGGCUGCAAUUGCUAAAUAUGUUUGGGCUAUAGCCUCAAAGCAAGACAAUUUAUGGGUGAGAUGGAUACAUAGUGUUUAUCUGAAGGAUGAGAAUUGGUGGGACUAUAUUUCUCCUAUUAAUGGCAGUUGGUACUGGAAACAGAUUGUAAGAGUCAAAGAAAAAUUCAAACUUCUUCCUAAUUGCCAGGCUAUGAUGAUAGGGAAGUAUAGUGUCAACAUGGGUUACAAGAUGCUUUGUGAGGAGCAAGAGAAGGUGACUUGGUACCGAGAGGUAUGGAAUCGAUAUAAUGUUCCUAAACACAGCUUUAUUACUUGGCUAGCAAUUCAGAAUCGUUUACAGACCAAAGACAGGUUGGUUUCUUUCCAUAUCAGCCAAGAUUCAACUUGUAUUUUCUGUGGUGAAAAUGCUGAGACAGUAACACAUCUGUUCUUUGAGUGUGAAUUCAGUGCUAGAUGUUUUGUAGAGAUCAAGAAGUGGUUGGAUUGGAAAGUGAGGAAUAGGCCUUUGUUAGAACUGUUACGAUGUAUCUCAAGGGCGAAAUUUCAUCGCUUCAAGAAGAAGGUGAUAUGGGCAGCGAUUGCUAGUAUGGUUUAUCAAAUUUGGAUAAACAGGAAUGACUGUUUAUGGAACCAAAAAAUACAAACAAUUACAGCUUGUGUACAGACUCUGUUUUAUGUUAUUGUCGUUUUACUUGCUAUACUUUACCGUUUUCAUCAUCAAGUUGAUCCAAAGGUUUAUCCAAACGACAUGUCGUUUCGUUUUCAUCAGCUUUAG
Messenger RNA from Humulus lupulus (European hop), 1698 nucleotides. RefSeq lists its product as uncharacterized. The record is from RefSeq and is a predicted model, not a curated record. Bases 1 to 1698 code for a protein of 565 amino acids. Lineage: Eukaryota; Viridiplantae; Streptophyta; Magnoliopsida; Rosales; Cannabaceae. The transcript has 3 exons.